Prorocentrum cordatum is the source of this 6822-nucleotide messenger RNA. The record is from the annotation of a GenBank genome assembly. Lineage: Eukaryota; Dinophyceae; Prorocentrales; Prorocentraceae.
GUGAAGAUGACGUCGCCGGCGCAGCGCCUGAGGGGCCAGGGAUGCCUUUUGCCCCCGGGGUCUCGCGCCGAGCAGCCCGGGGUGGUUGUCGAGAUGGGCCAAGACGGCGCGGCGGGCAACGAUCCCAUGGGACUUGCAGUUUACUUUUCGUUGCGCAAGGCCUAUGGCCUUGCGUCUAUGGCGAUGCCGGUCGGUCGUUAUGGAAUGAAUGACAUGGGAGACGACUUCGACGCCAACUCUGGUGCUAAGACAGCCGAGGGCACCGCGGGCUUGACCUGCUGCCGGAAGGCGCUGCGCUCCACGCGUGCCCUCGAGGCUGUCGCAUCAAAUGUGGCCGUUAGUCUCCAUGCAUCCAUGACCCUAGUUGAUGUCGUUGACUAUUGGAACGAGCCCCUGCACCUCUGGAUGGAGACGCAGGGGGGCGACAUGAAUACGGAUGACGACAGGGUCGCGAAGCAUCGGGAGACGAGGGGGGGGGAUUUGAACGAGCGCGUGGUCAAAUGGUACAAGGUGCCUGGUCUGUGCCAUAUCCUCGGCCUCGGACACGGCCGCGCCGCGGAAGAGGUUAGCGAAGCCGCCGAGAAGUUCAAGUGCUGGCUUAGGUUGCCGAAGAUCCCUGGCCCAGACAACAUCAGCUUCAACCCCAAUGUCGCUGGCUUGCUCACGACGUUUUUGUUCAAGCCUGACUGCGCCGUUCAGUGGGGGGGAGCUAUGUUCUCCGACGACAUAUGGAGGGCUUCCUGGGUGAAGGUGGCGUCUGGGCACGCUCCUCGCAUCCGCGGUCCUCACUGCGACGGCGGGAUAGGGUAUGCUUACCUGGUGAUCCGUGAUCACGAGUGCACAUUCCGCAUGCCGGGGCCACGAGUGACCGCUGAUCAGCGUGCUAAGCUCGCUGGUCAGUGGGCCCAAAAGGCGACGGACAAACUCUGGCGCAAUCUCCCCACGGUGACACUGGAGGACGCCUUCGCCUACCUGGCGGACCCAAGAUAUGGACCGCACGAACGCCGCGAUGGUGACUGGCAGGUUCGCAGGAGGAUCGGCAGGCUUCCGAACAUUGACGCAGCGGACAUCGCAAACGAGAAGGGUAAAUUUCUGCUGGCGGGUGAGAUGUUGUAUUAUGCUGACAAGCAAAUGUCCCCCUGCCGUGGGAAGACGCACGCGGAGCUCAUGGAUCACCUCCGUACUUACCCAUCACUGUGGAAUCUUGGAGAGCACUAUGUGGAUGAUGGCACGCGCAGGCCCGAGUGGGUUCAUGAUGCGUGCCCGUGCAUUUCCGGGUCUGGAGUCGCAAAGACGCGGGUUAUCUACGCGGCCAGGCAGUGGUGGAUAGCGCUGCGCAUGCAGCGUGGCUGUGGACGAAGGACUACACCCCGUGACCCGCAGUGGACGGCCAAGUUGAGGAUCAACCCGAAGCCGGAGAGAGGUUUUCCCGACGUAACAAAGCCGUCGAGCUACACCAUGGGGAUCAUUUUCCAAGGGCGGCUAUGCCCCGAGUGGCGCGGCGAAGGGGCCGCCGAUGCCGUGGCCCGCCGCGGGAUCAGCAUCGGCUUUGUCUUCGGGCCGCGGGGCAACGCCGCAAUCGCCCAGACCGUCGCAACCCCCACUGUCGAAGGGCUCGCCCCCGACUAUGCCGGGCAGGGGAUCCUCGUGGCGCAGGGCGCCGCCUCCGCCUCCGACAUGGCCGCCGACGCCGUCGAUGGCACCGCCUCCGGCGGCCGGGUCGCCGGCGCCGCCAGCGGGCCCGCCGCCUCCGGCAGACCAGUCGCAGGACCCGCCUCCUCCAGCUGGGCCACCGCCGAUGGCGUGGCCGCGGACGGCGCGGGCGGGCGCUGUCGCGUCGGCUCCGUCUACUUCGUCGGAGGGGCCGCGGGCGACAGCGGCGCCUCCCCCGCCCGCGCGCGCCCCGCCAUCGCAGACGCAGGAGACUGGAACGAGCACGUGGUCAAAUGGUACAAGGUGCCUGGUCUGUGCCAUAUCCUCGGCCUCGGACACGACUGUGCCGCGAAAGAGGUUAGCGAAGCCACCGAGAAGUUUAAGUGCCAGCUUAGGUGGCUGCGGACGAAGGAUUACACCCCGUCCGACCCGCAGUGGAGGAACGCGUUGGGGAUCAACCCGAAGCCGAUUUUGCACGGCAAUCACUUCUCGCCGAGCAUGCUUCGCGGCCCCGCGGACCCCGGGCAGGUCAUUCCCGUGCGGGAUCUCAGGUCUGGUUUGUGGAAGGGCGCCGAGCUGUUCGCCCAGUGCCUGGCCUUCUCGCAGGCCGUGCCACCCUGCCCCGACUGCAGGCUGGUCUGCCCCGCGCUGUCUUGUCCAGCGCCGAACCUCUCGUGCCCGAGAUCCGUGGCGCCUAACCUCACAUGCCAGGCCCCGCUGGUGCAGCUUGCCUGUCCCGAGGGCCAUCAGGCGCCGUCGAUCAAUUUGUCCUGUCCUGUCGCCUACCCCUUACCCGCCGAGGGGGGUUUCCUCGGCUACGAUCUGCCCUCCCUGACUGUCGGCGUGCUCGUCGGCAGCGUGGGCAGCGCGGGCGACUGGGUCCUCAUGCGGUAUGAUCUACCAGGGCCCGAAGUCUGGCACGAGCGCCCCAUCACUGGGGCAUCGGCCGCGCAGCCCUCUCUCGUCUCCACGGUCACGAACGAUGGCGAUCACUAUGCAGAGGACCUCAGCGAACAGAACGACGACAUUGCGGAGGUGAGGUGGAUCGGCCAGCCUGGGGACACUCCAGUCGGCGUGGACGGACGGCGGAUCUACAGGUUCCAGAACCCUCCCGAUGCGGCUACCUUCGAGCAGCUGAAGCGCGACGGCGCCCUCAUCGUGGGGGGCCGCGUCGCGGCGCCCGCUGCCGCAGAGGAGCCGGAGUGGCAGGAGUCGCGUGGCGCGCAGGUGCUGCUGUUCCCGCGGCGCCUCCUGGCUCGGUGCGGGUCGCGACUGAGGACUGCCACGGACUCCCUCGUGGGCACGUGCUCCCCGACCCGCUCCCCGACGGCGCGCAGGCAUGGGGCCUCGGUGCGCGUUCGCCGCAGGCUGGCACGCCGCCGCACCCUCGAGGCGGAGUGCAACGAGGUCAUCGAAGGCCUCAACAUGCUACACUCUCCUGCACAGCGACGUAGCGCUCCCAAUGCUGCUCAGAGGGAGUCCCAUCGGGCCAUUUUCUCCGAGGUAAAGGCUGCCCCAAGAGCCAGCGCCGUGUACGCCCGCCGUGAGGCCGCUCGUGAGCUUCUGACAAGCAGCCUCUCGUACACCGGCGACGAGGCCAAGAGUCCGGUCGUGCAGUAUGACAGAUCUCGUGUUGAUAUCCCCAGAGUGGGAUCGGCAGUGCCCCGGGUGGAGACGGUGAUCGACCCGGUCGGGAGGGAGUAUCUGCUGCAUUUCGAGACGCGAAUGCUACGCUCUGCUGAUGAGUGGGAUCAGAUCGUCGAGACCGAGCCCCCCAUCGCCCCGUGCAUGGACGACUACCUGCGGAGGCAUCAGGGCGCCUACAUCACUUCCGUGGGUGACCUUGUGGCCGCAGGCAACCUUAAGGACAUCGUAACCCCGUUCUUCGUGGCCAAGAAGAACGGGCAACAGCGCCUCGUCUGGGAUGCUCGUGUCCCGAACAGGCGCUUCCGUCACGCGCCCCCGCAGAGUAUGGGCACGUCGGCGGCCUGCGGAAGGAUCGACCUCGGGUGCGUCGCCGACGACAGCGGCAAGUUCAAGGACACAUUGUACUGCGCCCAGGCCGACAUACGCAACUACUUUUACAUGCUGGGUCUCAGUGAGGAGGUCGGCUUGUUCUUCUCACUGCCACCUGUGCCCGAGGCUAGGCUGUCGCAGUGGGGUCGAAGCGCGGUGGGCUCCCCUCAGGUGGACCGCGGGGGUUGGGUUUGGCCCUUCCUCGCGGUGGUCCCGAUGGGGUGGAACUGGGCCUUCUGGCCUGGGCAGCGCUGCAACGUCUUCCGCUGCUUGCAGGCGUCCUCGCUGGGCCCUGAGCGUCUGCUCACGGACUCCUACGGGGACGCGAUGGAGAUCAACAUGGGGCACCGUCUUGGGAAGCAGCUGGAUGUCUUCGGGGACGUCAACACCGUCUCCCUCGAGUUCCUCAAGGGAGAGCUCUGGAGCGAGGUCUUCGCUGCCCCCUUCCACGUCUCGGAGCCCAUCCCUGUCUUUGAGGCGCGGGCCAGCGACGCAGGGUCCAGACAUAUACUUCGGUCCUUCAGGGCCUUCAACAAGCGGCACCUGAAGUUAGGUCGGUCGUUCGAGGGCAGCUCGCGCGAGGAGCGGGCGACCAGGAGGGUGACAGCCUCGGGCGAGUUCCACAGGGCCCAGGAGGGCGCGCAGUCCUUCCUGGAGGUGAACGCUGUGGUCCCCGCCACGCAGGACAUCUACUUGGACUGCAUGCUGGAGCUCAAGCGUUUCGUCGUGGCCCACGGCCUCUCGCUGGGGACCCCAGCCGAGGCCGACCUUGCGCUGACGAGCUUCGCCAACUACGCCUGGACAGAGGGCCUCGACAGGGGGGUCGUCCACCGGACCUGUGCGGCCUUCCUCUCAGAGCACCCCGACUUCUCCUGGCGGGGCGCGCUACGCCUUCCGAGUUUGUCGCGAGCGAUGCAGGGAUGGGAGAGGCUCGACCCAGGGCUCACGAGGCCCCCGAUCCCGUGGAUCCUGACCUGCCUGAUCGCCCAGAUCAUGAUUGUCAACCUCAAGGUGCGCAUGGCAGCGCUCGUGGUGCUGACGAUGUUCAUGGCCUACCUGCGCCAGUCCGAGGCGGAGAACGUGCUCGAGGAGGAGCUGGUGCCCCCGUCGGCGUCGUCCGGCUCCUUCGUGCUGAACCUCCACCACAGCGACGGCGGCGAGGUGGGCAAGGUCAGGCUCUCCGACGAGUCGAUCAUGCUCGACUCUGUCGAGGCGGAGUGGCUCGGGGACCUGCUGCGCGCAGUCGAGAGCGGCCUGCCGCGACGCCCGCUGUUCAGGCUCACCGUGCUUCAGCUUCGCAUCUUCUGGAGCACGCUCAAGAUCUUCGACAUCCCCAACGAGUACGCGUUGUACCAGCUGCGCCACGGAGCGCGGCGCCAGCGGCCAGGGCCUCCGCAGGCCCAAGGUCCGCCGCGGCGUUUCGGGCCGCCACCCGGGCUCUGCAGCGACAUCCCGCCCCCGUUCGUCGAGCUCAUGCGCGGGUCCGCCAGCCUCUCCAGCGCCGUGGGCAGGCGCGGGCUCGCAGCCGAGGGCUGGGACUACAUCGACGGGGCUCGAGCCGACCUCGCAGACACCACCUCCGCCUCCGACAUGGCCGCCGACACCGCCGAUGGCAUCGCCUCCAGCGGCCAUGUCACCAGCGCCGCCGGCGGGCCCGCCACCCCCGGCAGGACCACCGCCGAGGGCGUCGCCGCGGACGGCGCGGGCGGGCGCUGCCACGUCGGCCCUGUCUACUUCGUCGGAGGGGCCACGGGCGACGGCGGCGCCCCCGCCGCCUUCGCACGCCCCGCCAUCGCAGACACAGGCAAAGGGAGCGAGAGUGAAUUCUCCAUUCACGUCGUGACAGCGGGCGUUGUGCUGGCAGCUGAUUAUUUCAUGCUUGCCCGGGGCUUGACGACGCGGAUGGCGGAGCUUGUCAAUGUGGCUGUUGCCCUCCAUACUGAGCAUUGGUCGUUCGCGCAGACGUGCGCGGCCUAUUCAGCACUCAUCGAGAUGGGUGGACUUCGCGCCAGGCUCGUCGGCCAAAACAUCUUCGACUACGCGAGGUACAUCGCCGACGCCUGCAAGGUUUGCGUUGAAGUGGAUACCAGCUCAGGGGACAGUCCCAGAGGAGGCCACGCCUGCACCGACGACGAGAAGCAGAGGGGGGCCAAGCCUGCCCGCCCGAAGCGAUCUGAAUGCAUCGUCAACCGCGUGCCUUACAGCGAGGAUGGUCUUCGACACUGGGCAAAUUUGGAGUUUGAACCCUUCCUCCCGCUUAGUCUCAAGGACACUUCCCGGUUACCCGUGAUGACGUGCGUGGGCGUGGAUCCUGCGAGGUUCGCGGACUGGAAAACAGAUCAGGGCGCAGCUUUGAGGUUGCUGUGGGAAGACGUGCCGAGAUACAUUCUGCCCCACGACAAUCGCCUGGGCCCCGUCGAGGGUGCAGGGCCCCAGCAAGGGCAGCCAGUUAGCAAGAAGGCUCCAGGGAUGGUCGACUUGGACGCGCCCGAUCAAGAGGAAGACGAUGCUGACGCGGAAGUCCAUAUCCUGCCACUUAUGGCUAGAGUGCCGCUGAUGUUCCGCGCUUGCAAGGGCCAUUCCGUUCGGGUCAUGGACCCGAUGCACAUGUGCAUCAGGUGCGAAGCGGCUGCGAGAUACUCCUACCCGGCCAUCGUCAUUCCCCUGGACGAUGCUGCCAUGGAGCGGUCGAUGCCUGGGUACCUCGAAACACCGAAGAACGACCUCCAGGGGAUUCGACAGCAUUGCUUCAGCACCUGUCUUCCGACCAGCUUGGUCUAUCCCGAGCUCGGUUCGGGUUGCGUCGAUUUCGUAAAGCAGAACUACGAGCUGCACCGCCUGCCCCACGAGGACAUCGGAACGAAGGACAUUGAGCCGCUCACCAGACUGAAGGCUGCCAUUGCGGCGGGGAUGGAGGAAUAUUGGCCGCAGGCCGAGUUCCGCAGGGCCCCGGUGCCUAUUGCACGGCCUACGUAUGCGGGUGCGCCAGCCGACUAUGUCGGAGCUGGCGCACCGGCGUGCGAGCCAUCUGCCAAGGGAGACAAGCGGCCUCGCUCUGCGAAGCCUGAGGGCCGCCCCAAGGCAGCGAGGGCGGGAGGCGACGUCGCGGGAAAAGGGGGGGACAACGAGAGCAGUGGCAAGGGAUCAAAGAGG